AUGGGGAAUUCACAACAAGGAAAGGGCAAAGAGAAAGAGAACUAUGAAUCUUGGACCAUGGACGAUACCAAUGAGUUGUUGCACCUCUUGGUGGAUGCUAUCAAUAGUGGAUUGCGUGAUGCUAAUGGGUCACUUAGCAAUCAAAAUCGGUUUAAGAAGCAAUAUAACAAGAUGUCUAUGCUUAUGCGUAACAACUCUGGCUUUGGGUGGGACCCAAUUGCAAAGACGUUCACUGCUAAUGAUGAAGUAUGGAAAGAUUACUUGAAGAUUGUUGUUGGGGGUGGAACUGCUACUGGGAAUGGCUCCAUUGCAUUGGGCCCUGAUGAUACCGAUUCAACAACUUAUGGGGAAGAAAAUAGAGAUUUCGGGAUAGAAGACUUUUCAUAUGAUCCUAACAAUGAUGCGUUCAUAGCACCAAAUCACUAUGAACCAUCCUACAAGUCUCCAUCAUAA
Messenger RNA from Prunus dulcis (almond), 453 nucleotides. RefSeq lists its product as uncharacterized. NCBI's taxonomy places the organism in Eukaryota, Viridiplantae, Streptophyta, Magnoliopsida, Rosales, Rosaceae. The transcript is spliced from 3 exons. The record is from RefSeq and is a predicted model, not a curated record. Bases 1 to 453 code for a protein of 150 amino acids.